Didymodactylos carnosus is the source of this 603-nucleotide messenger RNA. NCBI's taxonomy places the organism in Eukaryota, Metazoa, Rotifera, Eurotatoria, Philodinida, Philodinidae. The record is from the annotation of a GenBank genome assembly.
AUGCAAUCGGGAUUCAUUAAGGGUGAUUCUACAGUGAAUCAGCUGAUUGAUUUUGUUAAUACAAUUUAUCAGAAUGGAGAUAAAGGGCAAAUAAUAAGAGCUAUUUGUCUGGAUUUUAGUAAGGCGUUCGAUCGUGUUUGGUUAAGAGGAUUACUGCAUAAAUUAGAAAUGAAAGGUAUUCGCGGCUCACUACUGAGUUGGUAUAAGAGCUAUGUGUCUGAUAUAGAAAUAAUAACAGUGAUUAAUAGAAGUCUGUUGUCUCCGAAAAAAGUGAACCGAGGCAUUCCCCAAGGAAGCGUUCUCGGUUCACUGUUGUUUCUUGUUUUCAUUGAUGAUAUUGGAGAAUCAUUAAACUCAUGCACACAGUUGUUUGCUGACGAUACAGUCAUUCAUCAUUCUGAUAGUGAUAUACAUGAUUUAACAGCACAUUUAAAUAUCGAUUUGUUAAAAAUGCAUCAAUGGUCAGUUGAGUGGCAAUUGCCUCUGAAUGAACAGAAAUGUAAGUCAAUGACAUUUAGCUACAAUUUAACACCACCUCCUCUCAUAAUAAAUAACAUCAGUCUAAAUGAGGUUAAACAACGAAUACACCUAGGAAUUUUUUGA